AUUCCCUGCUACCCUCCUGCAUCAGCCUCCCCAGAGUUGGGAUUACAGACAUGCACCACCAUGCCCAGCUUAUUUUUUAUUUUGAGACAGGUUCUCAGAUCACUAAGUUGCCUGGGCUGGAGUAGAAUAUGCAGUCCUGCCAUAGCCUCCUAGAAUGCUGGAAUUACAGGUGUACACCCCUGGACCCCAAGGCUUCUUUUUAAACAUUUGUGUGAACAGUGGCAGCCUGAUGCCCUUUUUACCCUGCUGCAAUCCAGACAGUAUUAAAUGAACGUGCCACUGGGGUGUUGUCAGCACAGAGGUUCCGGGAUUUGGCUCAACCUGGAGAGACUGGGGAGAGAUGCAGCCAGGCUGUAACCUGGAGAGGGACUAGGGCAUCUGUAUCCCUUGGUGCCCUGCAGUGGAUUAGGGUGGGGCUGCUUUGGAGCCACAGUUCUGCUGGGAGCUGAGCCUUUGUGGAUUCACGUUAUGGAAGUGAGGUGGGCGGGGGAAACAGGAGUGGUCAUGCACCAUAAAUGCAGAGCUGACUCUGGCCCAGGGUGCCCCAGUCCUAUCACCUCCGAGGCACUACAGCCGUCGCCUGGGCCCAGAUGGCAGAUGCAGCUGUUCUGUUCACGUACCAUUGGAGCCAGACCCAUCUGCCCAUCAGGCGUCACAUGUAUUCCUACAAGGAGGGAGGCAUGCUGGACCACUUCUCCAGGACCCUCCAAGGCGAGCCCUCUGAGCUGAGCCUCCUGAUCCCCCAAACCAUUGUCCACCUCCCACUCACCGAGCUGUGGUCUCAGGCUGCAGAUCUGUGAAAUGCAGACAAACCACCAGCCACAGAGACUUGGGGAGGUUGUGGGAUUCAGGACUGAAGGCACCUGUCAAGCAAGUGGGUACCCAGACAGUCACAUGAAACUUUUCCUAUGUGUUGGGUGGGAGUUCCUGGAGCCAAGUUUCUUCCCCAAGCCCACCUGACCCCUCAGACUGAAUCCAGUGCCCAGUCCUGUCUAACCAGCUAGCCUUUUCCCUACAUGGUGCUCCUUGCCACUUGUUUGCUUGGGCCCCUGUUGUCCCUUGGCUGCACUCUCGAUUCUACUCCAACACCCAGAACUGGUCAGUGUCUCCAGUCUGGGCUCCCUCCUUCCAAAUCUUCGCUCUUGAGUUGCCCUUUCCUCAGCCCAAGGUCAUAUUGGGCUGGUCUCUGAACCCUGAAUAAGCUGGGACUGUAGAAGUGUCCCUGGGCCUUGAUGUCAGGAGGUCAGACCAAACAUCAUAUUUGGCUCCAACCCACUGAAACCACAAGGUGUUUAAAACAAAUGCAGAGUGUUCUCCACAUCCAAGAUGCAUGGGUCACUGUUGCAAGAGAAGCACUGGAUUUUGCAUAAGUUGCUGCAGAAUGGGAAUUCACCAGCUGAAGUAGCCAAGAUUACUGCAGAAGCCACUGAAAAAGACACCAGCAGUACAAUUGGUUGUGGUGAGGGAACUGUCAAGAAAGAGCAGCUGAGUCCUAAGAAGAAGGAUAAUAAUGCACUUCUUAGAUGCUUGCUGGACAGGGAUGUCCCAGUGAUACACUCUGUAAAGAAUUACAGCCCCGAGUUGAAGGGAUGGAUAAUAAAACGAGUCAGUGCAGUGGCUCCACCGUUCCCACCUCAAAUCAAGAGACCCUAAAAUUAAGAUGGAAACAAGUGAAGAGGGAUCUGGAGACUUGGAUAGUCUAGAUGCUAUUCUUGGUGAUCUGAAUAGAUCUGGCUUUUACAAUAAUCCCAUAUCAACAAAUGGUAGUCAUCUGGGGAGCAAGCAACAUGUUUCAAGGAGCUAAUUCUCUGGGUUUAAGAAGUCUACAAUCUGUGCAGUCCAUUCCUCCAUAUAGCCGAGUGGUGUAAAGAAACCCACACACAAAUACAGAAAUAUGUGAAUGGGGAAAGGAGUUGAUAGCAAUGGCGUUCUACACGUGGAUAGAGGAGAUGUCACUAAUUAAGGGAAAGCCGAACACUGAGUUGGCAAUGGGGAAAACAGAGAGGCCCAACCAGGCUUAUCCUGUAGCACAGCAGCAGACUUGGAAACCAGCAGCCCAGGGAGGGGAGGCCUAUACCAGACUGCCUGGGGAAGAGCUCUCUGAGAGCCAUUAGAGCCCCACGCACCCUCCCCACCUGCGGUGAGAGAGUUGUUUCCAGAGAACCUGCAUAGUCCCCCACAAACCUCCAUGCUUCCAAAAUAGCCCAACCCAAGGGAGCUGCCAGAAACCUCAGUUGAUGCGCUCUACCACGCAACUGCUCAGAGUCUCCAGUCAGUGGUAGGACUACUGCUCUUCAUCCAGAGCUGGUAGCUGGGAUUCCAGGUUAACAGAAGAAACCAAAACACAAAAUGUAGUCUGGGGUUGAAUGAAUAAGUCAUGGUGCAGCCACUUGAUGUGGAAGCAAAACUGACCCAGUUAUAUGGUUAGAUUUUUUUUUUUUUGGUAUCAAGGAUCGAAUUCAGGACCUUGCUCUUGAGAGGCAGGUAGCAGAACCACUGAGCUAAAUCCUCAGCCCAACGGUUUGAUUUUUUAAAAAACAGAAACAGUGCCUAUUGAGAGAAACAUCACUUUGACUACUUCUGGUUCCCAAAGGGAAGGCUGAGCACAUCCCAUGAACUUGAACAGAAAUCUCCAGCCUCCAUUUGCAGGGCUAUUAUUUGAAGAUGAGUGAGACAGUGAUCACAUGGUUACCUCCUCAGUAAAUGGUUGCGCACCAGACUGCCUGUGUCCUCCGAAGGCUGCAGGGCGCUUAACAAAGGUCGAAUGAUCUCCCACCCCCACAAAUCCCGCCUGCCCUCUACCCAGGACUGCCUGCAGCGGAAUUUCAAGUGAAUCUUUUACUCAGAGGCCAGAGCCACUUCUUCCGGCCUCCUCAGGGUCGGGGAGACUCUCCCAUCGGUAUGGAAACAGCAAGAGGCCCUUGGAAGGGCUGUAGUUGUUACUGGGUGACAGCUGGACGCGAACGAAGCCUUGGAAAGAGUGCUCGGGCAGGUGCUGGGACGGGAUAUUCGCUCUGAUUGGCCGAGAGAUACCAGCACCCUCCAAUAGAAAUUUGGUCCGCUAAGCACAUGCGCAGGUAUUCGAGGCUCCGUCGGUUGACAGUGGGAGAGUUUUGGGGUUCGUAUGCAAAGAAAGUGUGGCUGCUACACAAGGGAAGGAGCUCCCUAAACUGCAGCACUGCGGAUUCCUCAAGAGCAACGGAGCGUCUCAGUCCAGAGAAGCCUCUGAUAAUGUUCCCCUGUUCUUGCUUGCUGAGGCUUAUGGGAAAUGUAGUCCAAGGAGGGCGGCGAUGUCCACGGAACAGGCCUGGGAUUGGCCAGGGUAGCGUCGCCAGGGCAACGAGCGGAGGGACCGUUCCGAGUGACGCCACUUCCCGGAAGUGGACUCCCAGCACUGGCGCGGAGGCUGAGGUUCCUCUUGGCAGUUCCAAGAAGACACAGAAAAGAAUGCCAUCCCCUCUCGGUCCCUCAUACCUGCCCCUGGGGGACUCCGAGACCAACCUCAAGGGACCUGAAGGUGCCCGGCUUCGUUUCCGGGGAUUCUGCUACAAGGAGGUGGCAGGGCCACGGGAAGCGCUGGCCCAGCUCCGAGAGCUGUGCCACCAGUGGUUGCGGCCUGAGUCCUGCUCCAAGGAGGAGAUCCUAGAGCUGCUGGUGCUGGAGCAGUUCCUGGGCACACUGCCCCUUGAGAUCCAGGCCUGGGUACGAAGGCAGCAGCCAGGCUGCCCUGAGGAGGCUGCUGCCCUGGUAGAGGGGCUGCAGCAGGACCCUGGACAGUUGCUAGGCUGGAUCACAGCCCACAUCCUGAAGCCAGAGGUGCUGCCUGCAUCCCAGAAGACAGAGGAAUCCUCAGGGAGCCCUCAGCCCUCAGCAACAGUGGAUCCCUGUGGAGCAGCCCCAGGGGAGGGCCCACAGGAUGCCAGGAUGGAAGGGUCGGCCCAGCUCAGUUGCAGUGUGAAGGAGGAGCCCAGUGUGGAUGGCCAGGAGAUGGCACCUCUCAGCCCCUUACUUCCGGCCCCAUCACCUGAGAGUCAUCUGGAGCACCAAGAACCAGCCUCUACAUCCUUCCAACUACCCAGGAAUCAGGUCCGGGGGCAGAGGGACAGCCUGCUGUCUCCAGCGCUGGAAGGGACUUGUAACCUAGGCCGUGGAAAUCUUGUUUGUGUGGCUUCCUCAUCUCCAGAGAAGUCCCGGAGAGUACCAGUCACCUACUCACAAGCCCCAAGGUGUCCCACUGCACCUAUCCCGGGUCCUCCUGGACCUGCCACCCCAACAAGGGAUCCCCGUGUCCAGAAACAAGGCCGACCCAUUACAGUGGCCUCCCCACAGGAGCGGUGGGUGCUGCUGGACCGGUCGCAGAAGGAGCUCUACUGGGAUGCGAUGCUGCAGAAGUACGGUUCUGCGGUGUCCCUGGGCGCUCGCACGCUCGUGCCCCGGAGCCCGUGCCACCACCCUGUGCGCCCCGCAGCACCCCACGCCGUGCACCAGGUCACGUGUGCCAGGACUGUGGCCACAGCUUCAGCUGGAAGUCGCAGCUGGUCAUCCACCGCAAGGCCCACGCUGGCCAGCGGCGUCAUGCCUGCGGGGACUGUGGCCGUGCCUUCGACUGGAAGUCGCAGCUGGUCAUCCACCGAAAAAGCCACCAGCCGGAGGCACUGUGAGGAGGAGCCAGCCCAGGAUGGAGGCCAGGUCCGCUGCGACAGCCACUGUGCAACCUCAGUGACCACCCAGCCCACGCUCCUCACACAGGAUGCAACGCGCGCUGACCGCACUCCUCCCUCCAGGGCCUCACUGCCGGCAGUGGACACUCAGGAACUGGCGUGUACCCCGUGCAGCGGCAGGGCCCCAAGUCUGCCUGUGGAAGGUGACAAGAGGCCCAGGAAAGCACAGCUGGCUUCUCUUCCGAGUGACCUUCUUGUGACCUGUCCUUUUGUGGUGCUUGAUGACCCGAGGAGAGGAAUUGGCCUGGACCAGCUCACAAAUGGCAAGAGAGUGUGCACGAGCCAGGAGGUUGUUGCACAGUGAAAAGGUGUAUUGUGAAGUAGCACAAGGUAGCAGCAAGCCGGGACGCCAGCCUGGGCGGCGCAGCCACUGUUCCUUUGUUCUGGUUUCUCGUAUUUUACCAUACUUACUGUAGUAGGGUAUUCCACACCUGCUCCUGCACAUUUAUGCUUUCCUCUUGCCUUACGUUUAAGUUUGAAUUGUGCAUGCGUUUCCUGUCAUCUGUCAGUAAUUAAUGAGGGGUGGCACAUAUGUAUGAAGCCUUAAGCAUAUGAUAACGAGAAUAGGUCAACUCUGGGACACCCAGGGCAAUGAAUGUGCUUGUCCCAUUGGGUGGAGAGCCCUUAGCGCUCCUUCCUGGUUAGUUUGUGGUCCCCCUCCACUUAGGGUUCCCUUUCAGUUGACUGAGGCCCUCUCAUACUUGGCCCACUUCCCAUUAUCAAAAAGAGCUGGCACAGGCCUGGGGAUUUAGCUCAGUGGUUUCGCCGCCUGCUGUGCAAGCGCACGGACCUGAGUUUGAUCCCUGGUACCAAAAAAAAAAUUAAAAGAAUAUAAAAAGA
Molecule: messenger RNA, 5561 nt
Organism: Heterocephalus glaber (naked mole-rat)
Lineage: Eukaryota; Metazoa; Chordata; Mammalia; Rodentia; Bathyergidae
Source: RefSeq, a predicted model, not a curated record